UCGCUGGAAACGUUCAGCGGGCCCAGCUGCAAAGCGAGCUGCUUUCCACAGGGUGACCCGGGAGAGCGGCGCUGAUGCGUUUGUUGCUGCUUCCUGAAGCAACGUGGAAUUUUGUCUGUGGUUUCCAGGCUCGGGGGCACACGGAGCUGCAUAGUCAGGAGGGUGAAGAGGGACUGGCACCCCACUGCCCAAGGGCAGGGCCAGAUGGGCUUUUGGGCAGGAAUUGUUCCCUGUGAGGGUGGGCAGGCCCUGGCACAGGGUGCCCAGAGCAGCUGUGGCUGCCCCUGGAUCCCUGGCAGUGCCCAAGGCCAGGCUGGGCAGGGCUUGGAGCAGCCUGGGACAGUGGGAGGUGUCCCUGCCAUGGCAGGGGGUGGGAAUUCCAUGGUAUUCCAGGCAUUCCAUGGUUCUGUGAUGGGCCUGCCUUGGAGGGAGGCAGAGUCAGCUGCUGUAGUGACAGCACUUGGUGCCUGAACCUGCAGACACACAGGUGUUUAUUUUAACCAGGCAGAUUUUAGAUAAAGCCAAAGUUACAGCUGGGCUAAACCAGUUUGACUCCAGUGAAGCCUAAAGGCUUUAAACAUUGGCUGUUGCUCAGUAUUGGCUCUGUAAGAACUCUCAAAAAUCACAGAGUGGGUUUUGUUUACAAAAAAAGACCCCUGUGAGUUUGGCUUUUAUAUCUGUUUAAAAUACUGUUCUUCCUGUCUUGGUGCCUUCUUUGCCCUUUGAUUUUGGUGCUUGGAUGAGAGCAGUGAUCUGGACUCCAGUAAAGGUGUGUCAGAGGCAAACUGGAAACAGAAAGAAUUGUUACCUUGAGCUUUACAUUUGGAAGAAAAUGGACAUCAGGUUCUUUUGAGUCUUUGCUUUUCCCACUGGUCAGUUUCCAUGACAUGCACAGUGUUGGGGGUUCGGUGUAGCUCUUGUGUGUGAUUUUAGCUGAGAGCAAGUUACUCAUUGCUAUGAAUUAAUGAAGUGUUAGGUGAAAGGUGCAUUAUCAGGUCAGCUGAGGAAAUCCAUGGGUUUGAAUUUGGUCACCUUUUCAAAUAGAGUGUCCUCCUGUUUUAGAGAAAUCAAGAUACUUUGUUAAAUUUCCCCUCAUAUUUGGCUUCAACAUAAUCACAAAUCAGAAGGCAUGAUUUUGGGAAAAAGCCAGCAGAACUGCCCUUGUUGUAAGUGAAUAACACUUCAGAAUAACACUGCCUUCUUGCAAAGGAAUGGCUUGAAUGUUUAACAUGGGAGUGUUCUUACUUCUCUCUGUUUUCACUUUUUCAUUAAUUAUUCAGUUCAUCCUUUUGCCACAAACAUCACUGCACCAUUCUCGAUCUACAAAACAGCAGAGCUGCUUGACACGGCCACAGUUAUCCCCUUGGAGUGGAGUCAGGACCUGGAGGAGGCACACUGAGGUUUGGAGAAUGAUGGGCUGUCCAGGGGUUCCCUUUCUUGUCAGCCUGGUCCUGGUGCUUGGGGUCUCUCCCAGCUCAGCUCCCAAGGGAAAGAACAGAAAAGCAGGACAGGCAGAGAGUUGAUCUCUGUGGGGUGGCACUACAAGCUGUUUGCAGCUGCAUUUGGAAACCUACCUGGCUGCAUUUGAAUAAUUUUAAAUGCCUUGUAUUGAUUUUGUUGGAUUUUAAUUAAUCAGUUUGUCCCUUGACACUCCUUUAGUGGUUUGUAGAAGAGUUACCCCUCUGAUGACACAGAGAGCUCUCAUUAUUAGCUGAAUGUGGGUCUGGGUUUUUAUAAACUGUGUUGAUUUGGCUUAAUUUUAUUUUCCCUCUUUAUUCACCAAUUCCCAUGUGAGCCCUUUCUUUGUCAGCCUGGUGUUGAGCUCAGUCUCAAGAUGGGUGUUUACUUCCCUAAUUGUCCUUUUUGAAAAAUCACAGUGACUUCUGCUUGCAAAUGAUCUGAUUCUGUUGACAGAAACACCUUCAGCAGCUGCUUUUCAGUGUGCUUUGGACUGCUCCUAAAAUAGGCUGCUUUCAGCACCAUCAGGGGUGGAUAUUAUGGAAACAUUUAGUAUUUGCAGGAUUAACAGUGCCACAGUUUGAUGUAGUGGCCUUGGUAGGUUUUACUUCUUGGUUUUCAUGUACACCAAAAAAGGUCUUUUUUGAAAGUCCUUAACUUUUUCUGACAAGGUGAUUUUAUUACCUCCUGGUUUUAAUAUAUUGCAUUGUUUGUAUUCAGAAUCCAAUUCCAUCCCCAUGAUAUUAUUUUACAUCUUUGUUUUUGUUAUCACUCUGGUUACUUUUCCUUCUCUGAAAACCAAGUGAGUUUUUAUCAAGUAUCUUUAUUGAUUUUUGGGGCCUCUACCGAAAUGUUUUUAUUUGGUCCUUAAAACCAAUUGUAUUAUUCUCUUUAAAUUAAUAACUUGUUGUUUUCAGUGAAACCAGUUUGAUUUUUGCAUCACCAGCUGCUUCUCUUUGUGAUUGAUACAUGUGAUUUGCAUACAACCAGGAGCAUUUGCACCUGAGCAACUGGUAGUUUUUAUUUUUCUCUUCACUUCCCCUUUGUCCUUCCAGAGGAGGUAUAAAGUGAAUUUUCUGUUCUGGAGACGAGUUGGUAGAGGGACACUUUGUUGUGUAAGUAGUGAUUUUAAAUUCUGUCUAGAACGUGAUAGAUGUUUUAGUGACUGUGAAAUGCUUUGAAAUGCUUUGCUGUAUGAGCAGGUGCUGGCAGGGGGAGGUGCAGCCCUGAACAGAAGUGUGAGGACUGAAGGGAUAUCAGACAUGGAAGGGGGUGGUGCCAGAUGGACACUGAUGCUCAUCCCUGCUGAGAUUGCUCCUUGGGGUCUCAGUAGGAUUUUCCUACCUAGCAUUCUCUUGUUUAUAGAGCCUUGAAUUAAUUUCUCAUUCCCUAUUUUCCACAUCUGGUUUUGUUACCUUUUUCUGGCACAGGGAAGCUGGCAGAGAGCAGGACAAGAGAGUUGUACCUCUUUGGAGUCGUGUUUUGCACUCACAUCUGUUCUCUCCUCACAGAACAAGCCCUGCUCUCCUCAGUGUUAAAUUUUUUGCACUUUUGCAGCCAUAGAGACCCUGCACUGUACAGAUGCAGUGUCAUGUCUUUAUAAAGUAGUGAUAAAGGUGUUGGUUAGUGGUGUAGGCCCUAGUGAAGAAUCCAUAAAAGGAUGGAGGAUGAUGUGCUUUUUCAGAAGUCACACCACUGACAUGCAGGUUCUUCUCCCUCAGAACCAGUAGGAAGAUUUUUUGCUACAAGAUUUGGUCUUGAGGAAUCCCUAGAGACCUUCCAGUGUAGCUGCCAGAAAAAACACUGCAGAAAUUCUCCCCUUUUGCAGUGUUUGGUCUGACUUGACUGGAAGUUUUAUCAGUAACCCUCAGACCUUUGGCUGCAGCUUCCCCAAAAGGAGAAGAAGGUGAUGAAACUUGCAGUGGCAGCCCAAGUGGUGCAUCCCAUCAUCUUCUGCUGCCAGCACUCUGUAAUUAGUGGCAGGGUCAUCCAGGCCCUGGCAAUUAGCUGGCUUCUGAAGCCUGAGGUGAAGCUGGAGGGAGGGGUGGGGUGGAAAGGUGGCUUCCUUUGGUCUCACUCCAGCAGGUCCAUGUCCUUCCUGUGCUGGGGAUCCCAGACAAUAACUCAAUUGUGUUUUUGCCUCACUUUCUAAUGUUAAAUAAUCCAAUUUCCCUUAGCAUUUCUUGUGAAAUACUUGCUUCCAAGGCGCUUUCCUGGUUUUGGAAGUAUGAAAUGAAUUUUUUUUUUCAAGAUGAGGGAUUGAGGAGGAGAUGUGCUGAGGCACCACUGUGGUGCUCAGGAGGGAGAAGUUAUCUGCUGUGUGCAAGCUGUGGAGGCCUGCCCAGCUCUGAUGGGCUGUUGUAGCCACGGUGAUGACAUGUUCUUGGAGGCUGAAAUGGCAGCAGGAUUGUUCCUGGAACAGACAGGGAGUGUAAAGCAGCAAGUGAGCAGGCCCAAAUGUUGUGUGUUUGAGAGCAUGUCAAGGUGGACUGCUGGUGGAAAAAUGUUUUCAGGGGUUAAAAGAGAGGCUGCUCUGAAAAGUGGGAGGGUAGCAGAUGUUUUAGCUGUUAGGGGUUUUUUAAGGGUUUUAUGAUUUAACUAAGUAAUUACAAGGCAGUAAAUUGAAGGCAUGUAAUAGGUGAAUACUUUUAAAUCAUAGAAUUACAGAAUAACUUGAGUUGGAAGGGACUUUAAAGAUCAUCCAGUUCCACCCUCCCUGCUCUGGACAGAGACACCUUCCACUAUUCCAGAUUGCUCCAAGCCCUGUCCAGCCUGGCCUGGAACACUUCCAGGGAUGGGGCAACCUAUGCCAAGGCCUCACCACCCUCACAGGGAAGAUUUUCUUCCCCAUAUCCCAUGUAAUCCUACUCCCUGGCAGUGGGAAGCCAUUGCCCCUUGUCCUGUCACUGCAGGCCCUUGUCCAAAGUCCCUCUCCAUCUUUUUGUAGGCUCCCAUCAGGCUCUAUCUUUUGUUCUUACUGGUCCUGCUUUCUACCAUUUUGCUGAUCCAUGUUUACUUGAAGGGCACAGCUGGGCUAUAGAUUUGGCAUCUCAGUGAACAGGGCUUGCAUAAUUGUCCCUCUGAAGCUCUGUAGCUUACCAUGAUGAUCCUACACGUGCUCUGCACAAACUGAGGUGCCUAACUUAUGAUCCAGAGUCUUCUGAAGAACCAGCUUGUGAAAGCAGGUGAGGUCCUUGGAGAGAAAACAUGCUCUGCUGAAUGUGAAUUAAGUGUGGAGGAAUGAACUGUUGGAAGUCUGGUGACCUUACUGGAGUCUGGAGAAUGGACAUCUCUGAGGGGCUGGAAGGCCUGAUGCAAAUCUGAACUGAUUCUGGUGCUUCCCCCUGCCCUCCAGUCCUCACAGUGUUCCUGGAAAGCCAAUGGAUGAACAGGACAGUGAUUUUAAAGAGUUGUGGGCAAAUAUUUUGAAUGGGGCAAAGAAAAAGGCUGGGGAUGCUGAGGCAACAAAGAGGGUUCAGAACAGGCCAAAGAGCACCACAACACGAAGCAAAUUAAGAAGAGGCAAAGCUGCUGCUAAGAGCCAAACCCAUCAUCACUUACCAGCAGUGAAGGAGAAAAACUUACUUCAAAAUCUGGGUCCAAAGGAACAAACAUUGGUGCACGAAGAAGAUGGUGAUGCUGCAGCCUGUAGUGGUGACACUGCCCAGGGGGAUGGAGCAAGAAGCCCUGUCCCUGGCAGCCAGCUGAGCACAGGCAGCACUGAGUGUAGCCAGAGGUCUCUGACAGUAAAUCCUCCAAGUGGCUGUUCCCAGACCACCUUACCCUUCCUUCCUGCUACUCCUCCAGGAAGCUGCUCCUCACCCACGCCCAAGGUGCGGGUGGCAGAGCUGGUGGUGGAGAGAAUGCAGCAGUUCAAGAGGGUGGCACCCGAGCAGCUGAAGCACAGCUCGGAUGGGAGCGUGCCAAAGGCUGCAGCCAGCAGGGAUUUCCCUGCCAGGAGCCAGGAGCAGAAGCCUCCUGAGGAUGAUACCCACCACGUCCCAUCCUUGGAACACGACAGUGCUCUGGCUUUGGCUCUUCAGCAGCAGUCCAAGGAGGAAGCCCUGGCAAGCCUGGAGGAUGCAGGCUUGUUCUUCUGUCAGAUCUGCCAGAAGGAUCUCACAGCCAUGAACACCCUGCGGCGGGAGCAGCACGUCAACAGGUGUCUGGAUGAGAUGGAAGCAGCACAGAUGUCCUCCUCCAGCAAAGCAGUGGUGCCUGAGUGUCCCAUCUGUGGGAAGCAGUUCCAAAGCGCGCAGAGCCGCCUCAGUCACCUGAAGCGCUGUGCUGUGGAGAUGGAGGUGCCUCCUCACCUGCUGCUUCAGGCAGUGCAGCUGCAGCUGGCCACGCUUGGUGAUGCAGCUCCUCAGUGUCCCAGCAAUCAGCCCAGCAGGGCAAAGCGGAAAGGCCCCUCCAACGAGGACUUGAGGAAAACACAGAAGAGGGCCAAACUGGAGCCUAAGGAUGAAGAUUUGCAGGUUGCCAUGGCAAUGUCACGCUCUCUGCUGGAGCAAGAAAAGCAGGAGCAAGCAAAAUCAGUUACAAAUGUGAAAGCAGUGGCUGCUUUCCCAAUCAAAUGGAAGCCAGGAUCAGAGAAAAAAAGGCGUAGGAAAGGCACCAGUGCCCCUCCACCUCUGCUGCUGCAGGACCCAGAGAAGGUCCACAAGAGGAUCCAGGAGAGAGUAGCCAUGAUGCUGACAGAAGAGGUGGAAUUCCCUGCCACCCCUCAGCUGCCCACUAGUAGGAUUCUGGAGGAUGAAUCUGGAACAGCAGCCUGGCUCAUGCCAUUGUGCAAAGCCAAGAAAUGCUUCUUAUGGAACAUCAGUGCUCUGACAGGACCCUGUGACCCCGAGUCAUUCUACACUGCAGCCUUAACCCCUCCAAUUGUACCCUGGAAGCCUGUGCAGAAUAAGCCAGAGAACCUUCAGCCAUUGGUGGGAUCUCAUCAGCCCAAAGUACCCCAGCAAACUCAGCCUGACCUCAGUUCUCAGGAGCCCACUUGCACAAAGGUUGGAGGCCAAACUCCUGAUGAAUCCAAGCCAGGCCCUGAAGGAGAUGGGCAGCUUUUAUCCCCAAGCCAGAAGGACAUUCAGACCCUGCAGGACCUGGUGGAGCUGGCCAGGGAAGGACUCACCCUUACUCAGUGGAACCUUGACACUGGCCAUGUUCAGGCAGCAGAGCAGCCAGAAGAACUGACUUCCAGUGAUCCCCCACUUAGUGGCUUUGUGCCCCCACCCAAGAAGAAGAGCCUCCUCAGGAGCAGCACAAAAAAAUCCUCUCUGGGGCUGCUGGCUCAAGACUUUGGUGCCAUGGUGAACAACCCCCAGCUGAGUGAUGUGCAGUUCCAGGUGGACAGCGGGGAGGUUCUCUACGCUCACCUCUUCGUGCUGUACGCGCGCUGCCCGGCGGCGGCUCAGGCUGUGCACAGCGAGGGGCUGCUGGUGGAGGAGGACGGGGCGGCGCCGGCGCGGCGCGCGCUGCUGGGCGAUGUGUCGGCCGAGGCCGUGGCCGCCUUCCUGCGCUACCUCUAUGCUGCUGACACCGACUGCCCUGCUGGGCUGCGGCCCCAGCUGCAGGCUCUGGCUGCCAGGUUUGGUGUGAGGGAACUGAUGGCAGAGUGUGAAAGCAGCACUGGAGAGAGCCAGGUGUCCUCUGGAGUGGAUUCAGAAGAUGAUCUUAUCUCUGUGAGGGAUGAUGAAGAUUGUGAGGACAGAGCUGAGAACUUCCAAGACCUCUUGAAGUCAAUGUGGGUGGGUGAAGAUGAGGAAGAAGUAGCUAUGCUGAGCCCUGAGUGCCAGAAGGAGGAUGACAGUGAGGUGGGAGAACAAGAGCUGGAGGAAAUCUAUGAGUUUGCUGCCACUCAGAGGAAGAUGGCUCAGGGUGAAAGAGAGGUGAGCGAGGGGACAGACUGCAGUGACACCGAGGCAGUCCAAGGUACAAACCAGCAAACUGAGCAGGAAGAGCUAAAGAGACCUGAAUCUGCUUCACUAAGCAACAGCCUCGAAGAUCUGAGGGAUGGCAACGGUGUGGAAAGAUCUAAAUGUGACUUUUCUGCACAAGAAGAGAAGAUGCAGAAUAUAAACAGCUGCAAGAUCAUGAAUGAUCCACAGACCUCUAUUGUGCCUCACCACAGUAAACCUCAGAAAUGGGAUGGAACUUCCCAUGGUGCUAAUGAAGGAGGGGCUGUUGAGGAAUGUGAGGAUGUGAAGGAUUCCAGAUCACCUCAGGUCUCACAUGACAAGGCAAAUCACUGUGAAGAGCAGUUUCCUGGUUUCCAGGGUGAUAUAAAUGACAGCUAUGAACAUUUGUUUUCUGCCUCUCAGGAGUAUCACUGUGAGCCUUCCCCUGUGAAAGUUACCAAAGAAUCAGGAAAGUUGUCUAGUGAAAAACAUGUUGGUCUUAAUGAUUCACUUCUGUUCAGCAAGUCACAAAAAGACUGCUCUCCUUGUAAGAAUGGAUUUUGUAGGAGUCCAACUCCCCAGCCUUACAUGUCCCUUUUUCCUGCUCUUGGCUCUUCACCUGCAUCUCCAAAAUCAGAGGGAAAGUUUGCCAGGGAACAUGUGUCAACACCAAAGCAAAACAAAGAGGAAAAAUCAUUGCCAUCUUAUGAAAUACACUCCCAGAAAGCCAAGGAGCUGGGUGCUGUAUCAGAACAUGAGAUCACAGUUUCUCCAGCAGAGCUUCCUCACAGUGGAUCAAACAAGCACACACAUGUCCCAGUGUUGUCAUCAGCAGGCAGGACUCAGGAUGCUGCAGCUCAGGGGAUCAAGGAGGGUGAUGUUAUUGUUUUAUCUUCUGAUGAUGAUGAAAUGGAGUUACAACAAGGCAAGAACUUGCCAGAGUCUGACUCUGCUCUGAAGGAAAUGGAAGUCCCUGGGCACCUGAGGUGUACAGACAUGGAAGAAGGUCCUGAGAUACCAAAACCUGACCAUAACUCAUCAGUCCCUGAAACAGAGCAGAGAUCAGCCCAGGUCUCAUGUGGCAAUACAGACACAGUGUGUUUAACUGGUGAUGUAAAGGUGUCCCCUGAAUUUCCUCUCAGCAAACAAACAGGUGCUUGUACAGAGAUCAAACAGAGUCCAAACCCAAGCCCUGGGAAGAGGCUCAAUAAUGAAAUGUCUCCAGGCACAGACAGCUCCUGGCUUGUGCCAGGAACACCAGUUCUGAGCAAAAGCAGAAGCUCCUCAACACAGACUUCGGUCACAAGUAUUAAUUUUUUAAAGGGUCCAGGAUCUAAACUCAGCGCAAAGAACUUAGCAGCAGGUAAUGGUAACCAUGAAAUGGCUGGAAAUUUAAUAAAAGUCCAUGAAACAACAUUGUCAGACAAAGAUUUGCCUGUGGAGAACUUGGCAAGUGGAAGGAGCCCACCCAGCAGCCCAGCAGCAGAAUCCUUUUCCAAGAACCCCCUUCCAGUUUCUCCAGUAGAUCCAGUUCUCCUCUCCCCUGGCCACACCAACGCAGAAGGCAAAUGUGCCAACAUCUCAGGUUUACCCACACUGGUGCCUCUGUGCCAGGAGCAGCCACUGGAAGGUAGCAUCAGUGUGGUUGAGCUGGAGGACAGUGACAGGGAAGUAAGUCUGCCUUCUCUGGGUAGCAGUGUCCUGCUGUGUGAGGAGCCCCCAGUCCCUGUUGAUGCCUGCUGGCACAUUGGGUAUCUGUCACCAGCCAGAGGUGACAGCCACGACUCCAGCCAGGUCAGCCCUGCAAAGAGCAGCGUGGCCAGCAGCCCCAGCCCUGGCUCUUGGCAGGGGCAGGGGGAGAGCCCAGUCCAGGUGCAGGGAAUUCAGGGCAGCACCCCUCUCCAAGGAAGUCCUGCUGGCAGGAGAACAACUUUGCAGUGCCCUGAGAAGAGCCCUAUUGAGCCAUGUUCAUCAGUGGGCAGCAGAGCCAGUUACCUGGACUCCAAAAUCUGGGAUGACUGGAAUGGAGAAGAGAAGGAAGAUGAACUUCCAGAGAUUUUUCCUCUGUCUCAGAGGUUGGCAGCUGCAGCAGGGGCCUGUCAGACAGAUCCUGUCAAGACUCCUGAACCUUCCUGUCAGGGGAGCAACAGGUCCCCCAGCACUCCAGUGACACCCAUGCCAGCUUAUUCCAUCAUGGAGACCCCGCAGCUGAAGAAGGAGCUGAGCAGAUUCGGUGUCCGUGCUCUCCCAAAGCGCCAGAUGGUGUUGAAGCUGAAGGAGAUAUUCCAGUACACUCACCAGGAUGGAGACUCUGACUUUGAGGAUGAAAUCUCCUAUUCCCAGCCCCUCCCACAGAAGUCCCCGAGGCAGCCCAGGGCAGGCAGGAAUCGCGGCGGCGGCCCGAGGCUUGUGGGCAGGAGGAAGCAGCUUGCCAAGGCUUCUGCAGGGCUCCCUAGGGGUGAGGCUGAUGGGGCAUCCCAUGGAGCAGGCUGUGCCGCACCCAAGGACAGAGCUAGAGUGACACAUCACCCAGAAGGAGCCAAAGAGCAGGAGAUGCCAUCUGAGUCGCUGGCAGCUGAUGGCGAGGAGCUCCCGGCAUCCCAGGAGUCGGCACGUUCUUCACUGGAUGGAAGUGACAUCUCCUUUGGUUCACAGAGUUCCUUUGUGAAUGGAUUUGAAACCUGUGCUUUUACAUCUGAUGAGGAGGAAGAGGAAUUUCCAGCAUCUCAAGCAGCAGGUCGGGAAGAGCAGAAGCUGGAGGCAGUCAGGUGCUACAUCCGCUCAAACACGGCCCUGUACAACAGGAUUCUCUUCUACGAGCCCAUCGAGCUGGCUGAUCUGCACGCAGAGCUCAAACAGAAUGGCAUUAAAAUUUCCAAGGCAAAGCUGCUGGAAUUUCUGGAUUCUCAGUGCAUCACGUCUACCAUGGCCAGAGCCCGGAAAGAGCAGGAGCAGAAAAGGAAGGAGAAUAAAAAACAGAGGAGGCGAUACCGAGUGAAGCCCACCCCUACCCUCUGAAACUCGUGUGCCUGGACCACUGCCAGGCUGGAAAAGCCCCUUCCCAGCUGCUGCUCCGGCCCUGCCAGGCUGGAAAAGCCCCUUCCCAGCUGCUGCUCCGGCAGCAGGCGAUGGGUGGAGCACUGCUGCUCCUCGUGGCCUGAUCCUGGGUGACAUCCUGGAGAAGGAGCUGCACUCCCAUUGCCAGCCCCCUGCUCCGAUGGCACAAACGCCCCAUGGCUGCCCUGCCUUCAGCACUCAGCUCACCUGCAACCUCUUUUCACCCAGUUUGACUCUUGUGCCUUUUCUUUAAGUUUUUCCAAUAGAUCUUAGGUCCCAAACUUUUCUUUGUGCUGGUGCUUCCCUCAGUGCUAGGACCUAUUCCCUGGAUUUGGGCUGAGAAAUGCUUCACCCUUCACGUUUCAGGAUUCAAUCCACUCUUGUCAAGUGCUGUCUGUUUACACCCCUGUGACUUCCAUCUUCACUUCUUCAGCACAGUUUGCACUGCUGACUUUUAAGGCAGGGAAUGCUGUGGAAAUACAUAAAAGGUUUUUUUUCUUGCUUCACUUGGCAAUGUCUACUAAAACUCUAAAUCUGUGUUUCUGAAGUAGCUGCAGAACAGGUCAGGGGUUUGUUCUGUUCCCUUUGUGACACCUCCCAAAAGCACCCCUGACACCUGAUGUCACGGGAAGGCGCCCAGCAGACAUGUCUUUAAGAAAAGUGACCACUGGAACUUUUCAGCACUUCUCACAGCUCGAGCUAAACCCACUGCCUGGAUUAGUCCCAUUGCCAAACUGGACUGAUCACAGGUGUAAAGUGUCUGGGACUUCUGGAGCAGUCUUGGACCCUAAAUUGUUAUAUUUUAUAUAUUGACCUGCAUAAAAACUUCUGAAUUCUGUCUGUUCUGACAGUUCUGAGUGUGCAAAGGCUGACUGAAAAACAGGGACAGAACACAAAAAGAGGGCAGAUUUCUAGAUAUCUUUGUAUAUUUGGACAUAAUUUUUUUUUAUACAGAAUCUGAUUUUUAUUUAUAUUAUAUACAAUAAACAAUUUAAAUCCUGUCCAUUCUCCUAUGGAACAGUUAAACAAACACAG
Passer montanus (Eurasian tree sparrow) is the source of this 11450-nucleotide messenger RNA. RefSeq names its product SLX4 structure-specific endonuclease subunit (gene SLX4). Lineage: Eukaryota; Metazoa; Chordata; Aves; Passeriformes; Passeridae. The record is from RefSeq and is a predicted model, not a curated record. Gene Ontology annotation, biological process: resolution of meiotic recombination intermediates; interstrand cross-link repair; meiotic DNA double-strand break processing. Gene Ontology annotation, cellular component: nucleus; Slx1-Slx4 complex. The transcript is spliced from 16 exons. Bases 4839 to 10376 code for a protein of 1845 amino acids. Gene Ontology annotation, molecular function: enzyme binding; DNA binding.